Molecule: messenger RNA, 1268 nt
Organism: Clupea harengus (Atlantic herring)
Lineage: Eukaryota; Metazoa; Chordata; Actinopteri; Clupeiformes; Clupeidae
Gene: cfap77
Product: cilia and flagella associated protein 77
Exons: 6
Coding region: 202-933 (243 amino acids)
Source: RefSeq, a predicted model, not a curated record
UUGAAACAUGGCGGAUGUGGUAAUUAUGCGAUGUAACGUUAGAUGAUCUUAGCUAAACUAAACAAGUACAAUGAGUCAUUUGUUUAAUCUACCAGAUAUUUAGGCUUGCAUAUUGUUGAUUUGUAUGUUCUUGUGUCCUCUGUUAUUUGUGUGACAGACCAGAAUUCCCGUCGCUAAAUCAUUUGGACGUUUGCGGACAGUAUGGAGACUCCUCAUAUUGGUGUGGUCCGGGAUUCCAUGUUGACUAACCCACGUUUAAAUCGGCCCUCCCUGGGAAGGUCCAAGUCGAAGGGUCUGGUGUGUCCAGGACCAAAUUUUGUGUACGGAAUGGUGACCACCAUUCAGGAUGGAGGUGUAGCUGAAGCCAUCUCCAGCUGGUACUGUCCGUCGGCUGAGGGCAGGCGUGGUGGCGCCCCCCGCAGGCCGGAGAGGGAUUUUGUGUCUCUGAACCGUGAGGGGUUGAAGUCUGGCCUGGUCACAGCCAAGGAGCUACAGCAGUACCGCGGCACGCACAACAUCAGUCGCCCGGCGCCCGUCCGUGGCGUCGAACGCCGCUCCAUGCCAACCCUCGUUCCCCCCGACAUGACCUUUGGCAUCUGCAACCGCCCGUCCACGCCUAUCGGUGAGCUCCUGCACCAGCAGUACCGCCAGCGCUGGAUACAGCAGCAGAUCGACAGACACACGGCUCUACAGGAUCAAAACACCAAGAGACAGCUGGGGAGAGUCCAGGACACUCGGACGUCGGUGCUGCGGAAGAGUCGGCCCACUGUUGUGAGCUCCCCCUUGUGGAAGCUGCCUCAAUUUCAGCAGGUGGGUCCAGCUCUGGAUACUUUCAGAGACACAGCCGCCCGACAGAGAGCCCUCAAAGCUCAGCAGUCAGAUGCAGCCAGAGGACCAGGGGCACAUGGCCAGGGCACCAACAUCAAGGACUAACAAACACACACAUACAUGCAUUCACCUGCUCAAUCAGACGCUUAGCCUACUUAGUGUCGAAAUGCGGUAGACAAUGGGACUGUAUCACUUUUCUGCCUUGGCAUAAGGCAUAUUUCUCUGUACUACUCUGCUCAUUAGUGUUAUAUUAUAAUGAAUAAUUAUACUACUUUCUACUUAUUUUUAAUUAUCUUAUCUCACAAUUAGGUUACCUAUUGUCACAGCAGAUUAUGCUGAAAAUAUGAAAAUGCCUGACUUCUCCUUUGCCUGACAAAAAGAAAGGUCUCUAUUCCCGUUCCAAUUUCAUCAUUCUUUUUUUUUUUUUUUUUUCAAGAAAA